Messenger RNA from Saccharomycopsis crataegensis, 1656 nucleotides. RefSeq names its product Sif2p (gene SIF2). Gene Ontology annotation, molecular function: transcription corepressor activity; protein binding. NCBI's taxonomy places the organism in Eukaryota, Fungi, Ascomycota, Saccharomycetes, Ascoideales, Saccharomycopsidaceae. The coding region runs from base 1 to 1656 and encodes 551 amino acids. Gene Ontology annotation, biological process: regulation of transcription by RNA polymerase II. The transcript has a single exon. The record is from RefSeq and is a predicted model, not a curated record. Gene Ontology annotation, cellular component: Set3 complex.
AUGUCCGUGACCAGUGAGGAGUUGAAUUAUCUCAUUUGGAGAUAUUUACAGGAAGCUGGCCAUGAAGUAACGGCGUUUGCUUUGCAAGAUGAAACUAAAGUUCAUAAACUAGAUGAAAGGUUUGGAAGUAGAGUAAAUAUCGGCUGUCUUGUUGAUUUGGUUCAAAAGGGUAUACUAUUUACGGAAGACGAAAACUUAGUGAAUGAGAAAGGGCAAUUAAAAUCAAAGGAAGAACUACAGAAAUCUUUCUCGUUAUUCGGAGCUAUAGAGAAUGAUAAGAAUGAAAAAAUCGAAUUCAAGGGGAGAUUUGCGUUAGCGGGGGAUGAGGAGGGUCAUGAGAUGACCGAAGAUGAAGGAAAAGAAACUGAAAAGGAUUCCGAAAUGAAGGAUGCAGAUGUCAAAGAGAAGAAGGCAUCAUCGAUACUAAAUGAAAAGGAAAUUCCAGAGCAAGAAAAGGAAGAAGAGUUCGUUAAAGUCCUCGAGAAGUCUUACACGUUUAAAGCAAGUGUUGCAACCAGUUGGAACCCACAGCUGUCAAAAGUCUUGUCACUCGGAGAACACGACUCGACCGCGGAGAUUAAAGUGUUGGGAGGUGACGAGCCUUCGAACACUGUGACGUUAAUUCAUCCUCUAAGUCUAGCCGCUGAUUUUUCCAUAAAUUCCAAGUCACAUAAAGAGGAAAUAACGGCAGUUUCGUGGGCACCAAAAGGCCAUUAUCUAUUAACUGCGUCUGAGAAUGGGGAAUUGAGAUUAUGGACCGCCGAGGGAAAACUAAGAAAUGUAUUAACUUUACACCAUCUGCCAAUAUUGUCGAUCAAAUGGAAUCAGGAUAGCACAUAUAUAUUGACACUAGACCUGCAAAACAACGUUAUUGUAUGGAACACCGCUACCGGCAGCGCGAUUCAGCAUAUUGAUCAAGAAUUGUUGAAAUCACUAACAUCGAAUCCUCAUAACACAAACCAAGAAAGUGGGAUAUUAGGCAGUGAUUGCACUUGGAUUAAUAAUACCAAAUUCGCGAUUCCCGGUAUUGAUGGAACGAUUGUCUUAUUCCAAUUGAAUGACAAGACCCCAAUAGGAUAUCUCUUUGGCCAUACCAUGUCAAUUGGAUGUUUGUCUUAUAACAGCAAACUUCAUUUGCUAGCCAGUGGCUCGGAUGAUGCCAGCAUCAGGAUAUGGAAGAGCAACUCAUCGUCGAGUGUUCAAACUCUUUUAGGUCAUGACCAAGGAAUUGUGAGUAUUGAUUGGUUAGAAUUGGCUAGUGAUAAUAAUACGCCGCUAUUGUUAAGUAGUUCUUUGGAUGGGUCAGUAAAAUUAUGGAAUGUGUACAGUGGUGCUUUGUUACUCUCGAACUUCAUGGAUGGAAUUCCAAUUUACGAGGCAUCGCUAUCGCCAAACAAAAAGUGGUUUGCCGUUGCCACUGAGGAAGGGGUUGUUUCAAUAUUUGAUGUGACCCUGGAGAAUUUAACAAAGAUUAUUCAAAGAAGAGAACUGAUGAAUUCAGUGGGGCAUUUGAAAACCCUUGCCCAGUACCAACCAGAGGCAUCGAACGAAAAUGAUAGUAACUUUGUGACCAGCAUAUCAUGGAAUUGUGACUCUAAACUACUCUGUGUAGCUUAUAACAAAUCAGAAACCGUGGUAAUUGAUUGGGGAUUAUAA